Striga asiatica is the source of this 1861-nucleotide messenger RNA. The record is from the annotation of a GenBank genome assembly. NCBI's taxonomy places the organism in Eukaryota, Viridiplantae, Streptophyta, Magnoliopsida, Lamiales, Orobanchaceae.
AAACGAUUCUCGUGAAUACAAAAAAGCGGGUCAAAUACAUUGAUUAUAAUUCGCGCAUUUAUCCACAAUCCUUCCAAAAACCUCAAGCCGCUAAAGCAAAAGGAUGAACAGUUUAACGGCGAACUUCACGGCCCAGUUAUCCUCUCUCGCCGCGCAUUUCCCCGUCCGACGCCGCCUUCCGCGGCGUUUGCUCUACGCUCGACCUACCGUGCGCCGAUGGCCUUCCGGAAGAUUCGUGUGCAUGGCGAUUACUGGAUUUUAUUGCUCGUUUUUUCGGUGGAAAAGCAGGAACCGUAUCUAAUUACGAAAUUGGAGUCUGCUGAGAAAACGUGGAAAGAAUUAUCGGUCAAACUGGCUGAUCCGGAUGUGGUCUCAAAUCCAAGUGAGUAUCAGAAGUUAGCAGUGUCUUUGGCAGAGCUUGAUGAGGUCGUUUCAACCUUUAGGAGCUUCAAGGAUUGUGAGAAGCAAUUAGAAGAAGCAAAAGCUCUAGCAAAAGAGGCAGGUAAUGAUGAGGACAUGGUGGAGAUGAUUGCUUCCGAAAUUAAAAGCUUGACCAAACAAAUUAAAGAGCUUGAAGAGAGGCUAAAGGUCUUGCUUAUUCCUACAGACCCUCUUGAUGCAAGGAACAUACUGCUUGAAGUAAGAGCUGGUACUGGUGGAGAUGAAGCUGGAAUUUGGGCUGGUGAUCUUGUACGCAUGUAUCAAAAAUAUAGUGAACGUAAUUCCUGGAAGUACACACUGGUCUCAACCUCUGAGGCUGAAAAAGGAGGAUAUAAGACAUGUGUGAUGGAGAUACGAGGGCAACGUGUUUAUAGCAAACUGAAGUUCGAGUCGGGUGUACAUCGUGUUCAGCGUGUUCCCCAAACCGAAACCCAAGGCCGUGUUCACACAUCUACUGCAACUGUUGCAAUCAUGCCGGAGGCUGAUGAAGUUGAUGUAGAAAUUAACCCAAAAGAUAUUGAGCUUACAACAACUAGAUCUGGUGGUGCUGGAGGUAAACUUAGUGAACGUCUCCUGGGUGUCUUUUUCUUCCUCCAAAUUCAUAAUGCAGGGCAAAAUGUGAACAAGGUCGAAACGGCUGUUGAUCUUUUCCACAAACCAACGGGAAUAAGAAUCUUUUGCACAGAAGAAAGAUCGCAGCUUAAGAACAAGAAUCGAGCUCUCCAACUAUUGCGAGCAAAACUGUAUGAGAUAAAAGUUAGAGAGCAACAAGAGCAGCUGAGGAAUCAGCGAAGAAUGCAGGUAGGUACUGGGGCUCGUUCGGAGAAGAUCAGAACAUACAACUAUAAGGACAGUAGGGUUACAGACCAUCGGCUAAAAAUGAAUUUUGAGCUAACUUCAUUUCUGGAUGGGGACAUUGAGACAGCAGUUCAGUCUUGUGCAACUAUAGAGCAGAAGGAAAUACUCGAGGAGCUUGCUGAAUCUGUAAAUGCCAUGGCUGCUUGAUCAAAAUAUUGCUUAUCCGAUCUUAAUUGCAGAUUCGCCCAGUUACUGUUGCCAAAUUCCAAUUUCUGCCCACCCAAACUGUGAGUUGUGGCAGCAAUUGUGGAAAUUCAUGACAUGGGAUUCUUUAUCGAACGACAGAAGUUCAUAAAGGAGAGUUCGAACAAGAGUUGGAUGAUACAUGUGUGAGUAGUGUGUGCACGAGAUAUUUCUUCAUAUCACACUUAUUCUAAUGCACGUGUGUAGGUGUUUAAUCAAACGGUAAAAGUUGCCUGAGUUAUUGCAUCAAUUGCGUAAAAUCAUGUCAUGAGAUUAUUUAUCCAGAAUUAUGGCAUCAAUUGUGGAAAAUCAUGUAAUGGGAUUAUUUACCGAACAACGGAGAGUUUGAACAAUGAAAUCAGUAUGAAUUUGAUUCUAC